Molecule: messenger RNA, 2607 nt
Organism: Plasmodium gonderi
Lineage: Eukaryota; Apicomplexa; Aconoidasida; Haemosporida; Plasmodiidae
Exons: 1
Coding region: 1-2607 (868 amino acids)
Cellular component (GO): membrane
Molecular function (GO): transmembrane transporter activity
Source: RefSeq, a predicted model, not a curated record
AUGAAUACAGAUAUUUCAUCAAAACAAAAUGGUCUCGAAAUGUAUAAGAGACACGUUUCAAAUGACAAUGAAGAUGCAGUGUGCACUCAAAAUAUUCAAAACAUUCACUUAGUAGAGUCAUGUUCGCAUUUUCCCAAUUCUACACUUCUGUUCGUCCCUGCACAAGCCAAAUUAAUGACCGAUUCUACUACAAUGCCUCCAAAUGGAAAUACGGAUGAACAUGUGCAAAAUUUUCCAUAUGAAGAUUCUUCUCAGGGUUGUAAAAAGUCUUGCAUUCGUGAGACUCUGCACAUGAAUGGAAAUUACAUUCGAUUGGGUUCUUCUAAUGAAGGUAAGCAUAUGAUGUCCUCCAACCGGCGGGAACCCCAAGAACGAGGGGCUAACAUAAUUGGAGGUAACCAAAUUGGAGAUAACCAAAUUGGAGAUAACCAAAUUGGAGGUAACCAAAUUGGCCAUAACCCAAUUGGCCAUAACCCACGACGGAAUCAGCGAGGCGGUGCCGCUUACUCGAAGAAGGCCGAAUCACAGCAUCUAGGUAAGAGCAAAAAAUGUAGUAAUGUAUCUUCGAGAGGGGAAAAAAAAAGGCACAGAAACUUAUUUAUGACGUUGAGAAAAACGAUAAGUCUGCUGUGUAAUGAAAUACUUGCCAAGUCAUUCCAAACGAUGAUUUCAUAUGUUAUCACAACAUCUUUUUUCAUUUUUUUAAAUUUGUAUGUUUCUAAUUCGUGUACAUAUGAAGAAAUAGGUGGGUUUGGUAUGGCCGCUUCGGUUAUCACAUUACUCACUUCAGUGGUUGAUGGAGUGUCAAAUAGUCUAGAUUAUUUCUGCAGCUUUGCAACAGGGAUAGGAAACACUGAUUUAUCUUUACUAUUUUUAAACAUAGCAUAUAACACAUUUUAUAUAUUUUAUUUAAAAAUGAUAAUAAUUUUCUUUUUCUCCAAAUGUUGUUUUUUUCUCUUUUUAAAUUAUGCAUAUACUGGUGAUGGUGUUAAUAUGAAUAAAAAUAAUGAACAUAUUUACAUGAUAAAUGUAUUUUUUUCGACUCUUCAAAUAUUAUUAAUUUCUUUUUUCCCUCAAUUUAUUUAUGAAUCCACAAGACGUUAUUUAAUUUUACAUAAUUAUAUAUACCCAAGUUUGUACACUUCCUUUGUUUCUUUCAUUUUGUUAAAUUUUUUUUGCUACAUUUUUGUCUUUUACAUGGGUAUGAAGUAUGUCGGUGCAUCCCUUUCCUUGCUGCUGACAAAUGUUUUUAAUUUAUUUUCUAUUUUGAAGUUUCUGAAUGUUCACUUGGGGCGAUGUCUCUCCUUGGAGGGGCAAGAAGUGCACAGGGGUGGGGUGCCGAGUCAAACGGAUGAAACGGAUGAAGUGGUGACAGUUUUUCCAACUUGGGAUAAACAAACUAACGGAGAAUGCGAGGUGUCGGUUCCAUGUUUUGAUCACUAUAUGGAGAUGCACGAUGACCCCCGUGCAUAUUCACCCGAAGACGUACUGGAAGAUGUAUGUACUGAUUCCCCAUUUAUACAUCACAAAUGCAGCCAUCAUGAGAAUAGAAGAAAGGAAGAUGCUAGUAAUAGCGAUUCACAAUCAUCUAGAAAUGACAGCGGAAACCAUUUUGGAAACAGUUGGGAGAGAGAAAUAGAGACACAACAAAUGCACAUGACAGACAGAAGUAUAUACAACCUUCAGUUUUUGUUUUUCCAUAAACCACCGGAUGAUACGAGAAAAAAGGAUUUUGUAAAAACCACACGCACAAACAUCAAAAAUAUUUUUUUUGAAAUUUUAUCUUUUGAAUUUCAGCUAUUCGAAUCCACUUAUUUAAGUUUAACAUCUGUUGCCACGUUCGUCCAGAUAAAUAAUAUACUUAACCUUGUGUAUUAUGUAUCUAAUUCGUAUGGAAUUGUGCUGAGUAAGCUUAUUGGAGUAUAUAUCACUUCUCAGAUGGAGAAGAAGGGAAGGCAAAAAUUGCGUAAGAAGAGCAAUGUGAUGAAUGCACCAAGAAAAUGCACCAAACGGGGAAAACUGGGAAAGUACGGCAAAGAGACAAUAUCCAAUAUGACGAGUUUGCCAAAUUCGAUGAGUUUACCCAAUUUGACCAUCCCUUUAGUCUUGUCAAAUCCAUCGACUGAUCAAAGAGAAGAAGUGGUCAUGUUUGAAGUAGAAUCCAGGAUGCGAAUAAAGAAAAACAAUAUAACCCUGCUUGAAAUUUUUCUAGCCUUUUUCAUGUUACUAUCAUUCCUUUACCUCUGCCUUGGUGGCGUAUAUAUAUACCGAGAUAAAAUUAUCCCCUUGGUUUUUAGUGAUAUAAAUAUACAAAGAAAUUUAAGAGAAAUAUUCUUCAUUUUUACAGUUGAAUUGUUUUUUGAAAUAUUGGCCUCUUUACUCAAUAGUGUAGUAAAAGGGCUUAGUUUACAAGAAGAAAUUUCAGCAUUUACCUUUUUUAAUUUUCUUUUUUUUAUGCACCCGCUCGGAUUUAUUUUGACUUUCUUCAUCAAGUUGGAUAUUUACGGGUUUGUAUAUUCAAACCUAAUCAGUAUGACCGUGCAAGUUAUUUAUCUGAUUGUCUUCUUGACCAUUCGCUUGCACAAGAUGUUUCUGAAUGGUUGGUAG